Molecule: messenger RNA, 1652 nt
Organism: Candoia aspera
Lineage: Eukaryota; Metazoa; Chordata; Lepidosauria; Squamata; Candoiidae
Gene: TENT5C
Product: terminal nucleotidyltransferase 5C
Exons: 1
Coding region: 40-1203 (387 amino acids)
Biological process (GO): mRNA stabilization
Molecular function (GO): RNA binding; poly(A) RNA polymerase activity
Source: RefSeq, a predicted model, not a curated record
UUUAAAUAUUCUCUUCCCUUCUAGUUCAAACAAUCUACAAUGGCAGACAACAGAGCCAAGGCUGACUCCACAUCCUGCAGUGUACUAAGUUGGGAACAGGUCAGACGCUUGCAUGAGAUCUUGUCAGAGGUGGUACCAAUUCACGGACGGGGCAAUUUUCCAACUCUGAAGAUAACCUUGAAGAAGAUAAUCCAAACUGUUCGGCGCAGACUGGAAGAAGCAAGCAUUCUAGUGUGUGAUGUUCGGCUGAAUGGUUCUGCAGCUGGUCAUGUCUUGGUCAAAGAUAAUGGACUGGGUUUUAAAGAUCUAGAUCUUGUUUUUCAAGUGUCUCUCCCAAGUGAGACUGAAUUCCAGUUGGUCAAAGAUGUGGUUCUGCAGUCCCUUUUAAAUUUUUUGCCAGAAGGUGUGAACAAACUCAAGAUUACUCCCAUGACUCUUAAGGAAGUAUAUAUUGAAAAGUUGGUAAAGGUAUCCACUGAAAUUGACCGCUGGAGCUUAAUAUCUCUUUCUAACAAACACGGCAGAAAUGUAGAGCUCAAGUUUGUGGAUCGUAUAAGGCGGCAAUUUGAGUUCAGUGUGGAUUCUUUUCAAAUAAUACUAGAUUCACUGCUCUUUUAUUAUGAGUGCUCAGAAAACCCAAUGUCUGAGCACUUCCAUCCAACUGUAAUUGGGGAAAGUAUGUAUGGCGAUUUUGAGGCAGCCUUUCUUCAUCUUAAAAACAGACUGAUAACUACCAAGAACCCCGAGGAAAUUAGGGGAGGGGGGCUCCUCAAAUACAGCAAUCUUCUUGUGAGGGCUUUCAAGCCCAUGGACAAAGAGGAGAUAAAAACCUUAGAGCGCUACAUGUGCUCAAGGUUCUUCAUAGACUUCCCAGAUAUUCUGGAACAGCAGCGUAAAUUGGAGACAUACCUGCAGAAUCACUUUGCCGAAGAGGACAGAAGCAAAUAUGACUACCUAAUGACCUUGCGGAGAGUAGUGAAUGAGAGCACUGUGUGCCUCAUGGGACAUGAACGUAGACAGACACUGAACUUGAUCUCCCUUUUGGCCCUCAGAGUUCUUGUAGAGCAAAACAUCAUCCCUAAUGCUAACAAUGUCACUUGCUAUUACCAGCCAGCACCCUAUGUUAGUGAUGCAAACUUCAGCAGCUACUAUGUUGCAGAUACUUAUGGCCAGGUAUGUCCUACCUGGUUGCCUUGCAAUUGAUUUAUUUUCAGUGUCUCUAUUCAGCCAGAAUGGAGUGUUUCCCAUAUUUCUCUUGGCUGCUUAGAGACAAAUAAGACUAACAUACCAAGCUUUUGUCAGGUCAUAAAAUCGUACUACCUUUCUUAAAAGAGAACCUCUUUUCUAUCUGUCCUAAUGUCUGUCCGCAAUUUUCAAAAACUGAAGGCUGAAAGAUGAUGUUAGGCAAUACCAGAACAGUAAUAUAUGCUUAAUUGCUUCCAUGCUAUCUUUUUGAAUUUUCAUUGUCUGCAAGUUCUGUUUCCAAUUUAAUGGAAGUAAUGAGGACUAAUGUAUUCUUGUGCAGGAAAAAAAUGGCUAUAUUCUAGCACACAAUUAGCUGAUCAAAACCUUACCAAAAGCAAUGGAAUUUAAGCAGUUUAAUGUAUGUAGCAUUAGAGCCAUUUUCCCUGAAGGUCUUAAUCAGUCUCCUU